GCUACCGCUCGCUCCGAACAGAACGUCGAAGAGAGCUUUGCUAGAACCGAAGGUCCGAAGUCGACGUCGAAAGCCACGCGGCCCCAAAAAAAAUUCACCAUUAAUUUCAAUUGUAUCGAUUCUUUCCACCUCGUUAUCCCCCCCCCCCCGAACCGUUUUGUAAGACGAGGAAGAAUUAAAGUCGACUGCGUUGCAACAAAUAUACGCACACCGCACGAUUAUCUCGUUAAGAUAAACACACGACAUCGAUAUAAUGUGCGUGAGGAUUUCCGGUAGAAAUUUAAUAGGGAGGAGAUUGAAGGGUGAUUUUGAACACGUGGAUCAGUGCUGAAAAUAAAGAUAAAUAAAGUAACAAAUGGUAUAAUAAUCAUCCCUGACGAUUGGUAUUUUCAAUUUUUACAAAAGACUUUUUCCCCUCCCCAGCUUUAAUUACCCCUGAUUUAGACGAAUUUAAAUCGCGAUAAAAAAAACCUACCCUCUGGAGGUCCGCACAAGUGAACUUGAUUAAAAAUUAUUUUCACAUUUAAUUCAAUGAUAAAGACAGAGAGACCUGUGCCGGAAUUUUGAAAAUUCUACCGGCAGCCGUUUUCAGUGCUUGUGCAAAAAAAAAAAAAAGAAAAAAAAUUCAAACGAAGUAAAAAGAAAUGAUAAAACGAUUGAAAGAAUAAGAAGCAAAGAACGAAAGAAACGCCUAGUGAUCAUUUUAUUUCAAUACUUCGUGUGUGACUAGAAUUUAUCUUUUCCACUCAGUGAUUUCAAUGCGGAAACCAGGGAAUCUUGUCAAAAUGGAAAGGCUAAAAUUGAUACUCAUAUGCGUCGUUGGACUGGUGAUCGCGGAGAACACCUCGACGGACGAUACAUCGAGAAUCGCUCACACGGACAACAGUCUAGAAGUAGACACGGUGGCGCAGGCCAUCAAUUGGGGCGAAUGGUUACCGUGGUCAAAGUGGUCAGUCUGCUCGAGGACAUGUGGGGGUGGAAUCGUGAGACAACAACGACGAUGUCGGAGGCCACCUUGCAGGGGACGAUCCGUCAGAUACAAGACGUGCAACGCGCAGCCGUGUCAACGGGAAGGAAGCGACUUUCGGGCGGAACAGUGUUCCGCGUUCGACGGUGUUCCGUACAACGGGGAUCUUUUAAAGUGGACGCCUUAUCACGACCCCGGCCGUCCGUGCUCCUUGAUUUGUCGCGGUGAAAUGAGGAGGGGAAGAGAGGAGGGCGAGGAAAUAAGGAACGGCGUGAGCGACGUCGAAAUAUCGGGCGCCGUGAUGAUCGGUGAUAAAAUUCUCGAGCGAGACGACAACGUCCUUCAAGAUACCGAUUCCGAAGAAUCGUCGGUCGUUGUUCAACUCGCCGAAAAAGUUGCGGACGGAACGCGCUGCCGAUUCGGUAGCUCGGAGGUCUGCGUCAACGGGGAAUGCGUCAAAGUGGGAUGCGAUCUCCGCAUCGGAAGUAACAAGAAGAACGACGCUUGCGGAGUCUGCGGAGGCGACGGUUCCACCUGUGGUUCGAUUUAUUAUUGGGCCUUGGUGCCCAUUUCCGUUUGUUCAAAACCCUGCGGCGGAGGUUUUAAGAUGGCCAUGAUAGUCUGCAAAACUCGCGGUACGGAAGAGGAAGUGAUGGAUUCUCAUUGCGAGGAAAAUGAAAAACCAGACAAAUCUCUCAUCCCUUGUAACGAGCAUACCUGUUCGACCAAUUUCUCUGUGAUUCAAAGGUGGACAACGGGACAAUGGGCCGAGUGCAGCGCGAGCUGUGGCGGAGGUACGAGAACAAGACCGGUCUUCUGUUCAGAAGAGAGCAAUGAAACUAGCACCAGACUUCCGGAGCACAUGUGCAUCGGUUCGCACAAGCCGAGACAUCAGGAAACUUGCAACACGUUGUCCUGUCCGAUGUGGGAGACGAACGAAUGGUCAGAGUGUUCGACGUCUUGUGGGACGGGGAUAAGGACGCGUUUGGUGACCUGCAAAGACGGCAAGGGACGUUUAUCGAAGGACUGCGAUGUUCUCGAAAAACCGCACAACGAACAGGAGUGCAGAUCGAUCGUAUGCCCGACGCCGAGCAUAGAAGAUGAGCUAACUCAGCCUCUCAUGCAACCUUAUCCGCCACCGCCGGUACCAGAAAAGUUAAUUGGACAACCAAUACCUUCGGAAUCGACAUUUAUUGCAGAAGAAUGGUCACCGUGUUCGGUAACCUGCGGAGAAGGUAUUCGUCAUCGAGAAGUGCAUUGCAAGAUAUUCCUCGAGUUCAGCAGAACGAUAGCUAAACUUCCGGACAGACAAUGUUCGGGACCGAAGCCGAUCGACACCGAGAAAUGUACUCUCGAAGCCUGCGGUCUUUUGGGGAACAGUUUAUCCCACAGAAUGGAUACCGUCAGAGACAGCGGUUACGCGGAAUCGAGUCUGACGGAUACUUACAGAUCAUCUUCGAGCGGAUCGGGAGGAACUAGCUACGAGAGCAGCGUUAGAGUCGCCGCGGGAAGUGCGACCCACACGAGCUAUUCUUGGAAGGAAAAUGGAUACACUCAUUGCAGCGCGUCGUGUCUAGGAGGAGUUCAAGAACUAAUAAUCACAUGCAUCAGAGACUCGGAUGGAAGGGUGGUAACGCCGUACCUCUGUAGCCCGGAAACGAGACCGGAAUCGAGGAUAAGAACUUGCAACGACCAUCCGUGCCCGCCGAGGUGGAACUUCAGCGAUUUCGCACCCUGCAUGAGCCCGUGCGGGCUGGGCAUUCAAACGCGGGACGUUACCUGCAUCCACGAGGUGGCGAGGGGCGGAACGAACACCGUCCACGUCCCAAACAAUAUGUGUCCCCAACCCCCACCGCCUGACAGACGGUACUGCAACAUUUUGGAUUGUCCGGUAAAAUGGAGUAUCGGAGAAUGGGGAAAGUGUUCGAAGACUUGCGGCGGGGGGGUAAAAAAGCGUACCGUAGCCUGCGAGCAGGUGAUGGCGCAGGGUCAUCAGCAAAUUCGUCCGGAGGCGGCUUGUGUGACGCGAAAACCGGCGGAGCAAAGGCCCUGCAACACGCGGGCUUGUUACGACCUCGACUCCAGUGCUCAGCCGAUAAUUUUCAGCGAGAAUACUUCGUUCAGUCAAUCCGAUCCGAACAAAAAGGUCGACCUAAGAAUCGGCGGAACCGCUAUGGUAUUUCACGGUACCGCGAUCGUCAAGAUCCGUUGCCCCGUUAAAAAAUUCGACAAAGCCCACAUCAUAUGGACGAAGGACAGAAUCGAGCUACGAAAAUCAAAAAAGUACAAAAUCAGUAAGAAAGGCGCCCUCAGAAUAGUCGACAUCAAUUACUCGGACAACGGAGUGUACGCUUGCAUAGCGGGACAAUCGCAGGCGGAAGUUCACCUUCUCGUGAAAGCGAGACCGGGAGAGUACAUGAGCAGCGAGGAAAUUCUUCGUCAUGGAAAAACGGUGCAUCAUCAAGACGUGAGCUUGGAUUCCGCUCCUUCGUUAUCGGGCGAGGUUCUCCACACCGAUCACGCCGCGCCUGCUUACGGGAGUCCCUUCUCGUUCAACGGUGAAGAUUUCAGCCACGAGGCUCAUCCCGAGGGAAUAGUAACUCCGAAACCGACGCGAAAACCGAGAAAGAAAAAUAAAAGACCGAGUCCCGUCCCACCGGACGCGACGAUGAUUCACGGCGAGUACACGGUAACGUCGCUCCAUCAGCCGGGCUAUCAGGAGUCGGUAGAGUCAACAGCGACUUCCGGAGCAACGAGACUUUUGCCACACUUAAGCGGAUUGAUUUCCAGGCUGAAGGCCUACUGGCCAUUCCAGGGGGAUGGUAUGGGCAGUCGGGGGCACAGGAUGGCUCCGCAAUUUCCAGAAGAAUCUUCGAAAGUGAGGGUAGAAGUCGACUCCCCGGCAACGAGGACUCUGAGGGAAUGGAAGUCGGGUCGAGACUUCGUGGAUGACAUCGACAGCGACUUUGGUAUACUUCGCGGUAACACGGGGAUACCAGACGAAAAAUUCGGUCCGGACGAAGAGCGAAUAAUAAUCGACGACGAUCCUUACGAUCUGGACGAGGCGAUUUUCGCCCUACAAAACGGAGACGACGCGAGAAGUACCCCGAAGAUGAUAACCCACGUGAGAAAGGCUACAACACCGACGAAAUCGGCGAUUGAUUUUAUCGAGGAGUCGAUUAGAAACGCGAAAAGAAAGGAGGCCGAAAACGCCGAAAAGGAUAUCAUAAGGGUAGAGAAGAAAAACACCAAGUCUACGGAUUUGGUGGGGGAACUUAUCUCUGUAGUGAAACAUCGACGCGACAACGAUUCGGGCGAAAUAUCGGGCGAGGGAACGGAGGUUGAGAACGCCGGAAUUUUCGGACUCGAAUCGACGAAUGUUGGAGGUAAAGCUAAUGCUGAGGCUGACUCGAUUCCGAGUCAAGGGGGUAUUCUGGACGAAUACGAAAAAACGUUGAUCAACGAACAACCGGAUAAGCGAACGGGCGACGAAGCGACGGUAACUCGGGCAAAUCACAACGUAGCCGAGCAAACAAAUUCCGUGAUAACAAGCGAGCCGGAAGUAACGGAAAAUCUAACGUCGGAGGAAAUGCAGUUUCUGAGGACCACGGGCCCAGGAGCAGAAAUAGAAGAUAGUGAAAAGUCGGCGAUCAACCGUGAUAACGAGCAAUCGGAACCCAAUCAGCUUCCCGAGGGUUCAUCGACGAGAUAUCCCGAAUUCGAUGAGAAGACGGCAAGCCAAAAAUCAUCGACAGAAAUCGGUGGUCCUCGCGGGACCGUAAACACUUGGGAAAUUUUCACCUCGACGGCAUUCGAAAACGGAAAUACCGACGACCAUUCAACACUACAGCCGGUAGUGAUAUUGGAACGAAGCCUGGCGGAGGACCUUAAAUUCGAAUGGGUGAUGACCGAGUGGUCCGAAUGUUCGCAGACCUGCGGCGGCGGUGGUUUUCAGAUGCGGGGUACUCAAUGCACCGUAAGACCUCUAAAGAUGGCAACUAACUCGACGCAAGUGGCACCAAAAACUGCGGUAGACGCGACGCUUUGCGAAGACGCCGGUUUCCCGGUACCGGAAAAGGUGCGAGCUUGCGGCUCCGGAGUCUGCCCGCAAUGGCAAACCGGGGAAUGGACGCCUUGCGAAAGUUCGCGAUGUUUUACGUGGCAAACAGCUAUGCAAAGGCGAGAGGUGACCUGUCGCAUAAUCGAGGAGGGAGCGAACUCGACGAGAAACGGGACCAUUUUAGACCCCAGCAAAUGUGACGAGAGUGUUCGACCGCCCCAAAGAUCGGAAUGUUACAAUGACGCCUGUAAGGGUGUAUGGCGCGUCGGCGAAUGGUCCGAAUGCACCGCAUCCUGCGAGGAGGAUGGAGUCAAGUACAGAAUUCUCCAGUGCGUUUGGUUCGGGACUAAAAAAGCUGCGGGAAAUGCCUGCAGAGACAUUCCUCGUCCUUCGGUUAUGAAAACUUGCAAAGGAGCUCCGUGUCUUCAAGCACCAGAUCACUGCAAAGACCUUUCGCAAUUUUGCGGGAGGGUGAAGGCGAUGAAUAUGUGCAGAGUACCUCUCUACCAGAAACAGUGCUGUCAGUCGUGUCAUCGGCAGUCUUAAAGCCAAGUGAUGCUCUUCGAGAGAAGUUGAAGUAGCGCUAAAAAAUUAAAGAAAAAAAAACUAUAUAUAUGUAAUAAGAUAUACAGACUAUCGUGAACGAGUUGAUUAUUUAAUUUUGCAGGAGAAUUAAAAUUCAUCGCAGCGUCAUUCAUACGAUAUAAAUAACAGCUGAAAUUUUUUUCGAGGUGGGCUAUUAUUAAUACGCACCGUAUAAUUAAACGAUAAUGAUGAUGAUGAUGAUAACAAUAAUAAUAAUGACGAUAGUAAUAGUAACAAGUAACUAAUGACGAAGUGCGUAAAAAUUAAAAAAAAAAAGAUGAGAUCAAAGGCAUGGUAUACCUAUACGCAACAUAAGCUUCGGUAUUGGAUCUGUAUAAUACAUAUAGUUGAAUAAUUGAAUAAAGGAAUGAUUAAACGAACUAUUGAAAUUGGUAUGAAGUGACACAGUUGCGUGGUAUCGUUAGGGUUUAUAAAUAUUAAAUGUAUCGCGUUUUCAAUGCUAAGAGAGCCUAAACGCCUAAAAUUUUAUUUUGGUGUCAAGCCCCCUCUCUUGUCAUUGGACACAUGAUAUUAUAAAAUACAUACGUAAAUAUGAAUGACAUUAAUAAUGAUCAUUAUGAUAAUAAAAAUGAUUAUCAGAAUGACGAGGAUAACCGUAAUAAUUAAUACAUUUAACGAUAAUGAUAAUAAUAAUGAUAGUAAUGAUAAUAAUGUAAUUGAGUAUUAAAUUGUUGUAAAUUUAAUAGCAAAGUGUUUCACCGAAAUUUAUUACGUUACAUAAUAAUUUUAUUGUUACUGCAGAACUUGGAAUGAAAAAUUACCGCAAAAUCAACACCUGGAUUUAAUAUUUCAUUUGAAUUCUAUACAUAGUUCAACGCCGUAGAGCGAUAUUUGUUAUCACAAUAAUUAUUAUUAUUAUUAUUGCUGUUAUUGUUGAUGUUCUCGAUAUUAUUGUUAUGACGACAAAGAGACUAAAGAAAUUAAAUACAUUAUACUGUAUGUAUAU
Molecule: messenger RNA, 6579 nt
Organism: Athalia rosae (coleseed sawfly)
Lineage: Eukaryota; Metazoa; Arthropoda; Insecta; Hymenoptera; Athaliidae
Gene: nolo
Product: protein madd-4
Exons: 24
Coding region: 759-5573 (1604 amino acids)
Biological process (GO): extracellular matrix organization
Cellular component (GO): extracellular matrix
Molecular function (GO): metalloendopeptidase activity
Source: RefSeq, a predicted model, not a curated record